UUUUUUUCUCGCAUCAUUGGUUUUACCGAGCAGUUGUCACAUAAAAAAUCUUGCACGAUAUCCCCGAAACCCCCGUGCUUAAUGCAGAUUGCAAACUAACCAUUGCAGCUCCGCUAGUUUGCAAUUCAUUUAUUGCGUUUUGCAAAUUGUAAGAUGAGUUCUAUUCCGGUUGCUAUUUUGGUUGUUGUUGGAUUAGCGACUUUUGUGGUAAGAUUGUCAGUAAAAACAUUAACUCGAGUUAGAUAUCAUAAGCCUAAGCCUAAGCCUAAGCCGAAGCCUUGAUUAGGCCAGAACGGAUACUUCAGUGAGAACCAUAGUUUAAAGUUAGAUUUAAAUCAAAACCUAAGGUUACGUCUGACUUGAGGUUAAGCCUAAGUCUGAACCUGAGCCAAAGCAUGAGCCUAAACCCGAGGCUAAGAUUAAGACUAAGCCUAAGCCUGAUCUUAAGCCCAAGCCUAAACCAAAGUUUCCAUAACAGAUCUCCGACAUGAAAAUGAUGCUAGUAUGGGGAAUACCCAACACCACCAACAACACGCAGGUGAACACUUCUCUAACAUGGGAUGGAUGCUUAACAGCCUGCUUCUACUCACCAGCAUGCGUGAUGGCUUGGCAAAAUGAUUCGACGUGCUAUAACUACGCCUUUUACUAUGUGGAUUAUGUAAGUAGGACCACGUCGGCAAAUGAGUCGGUUGUGGCGUUUAAAGUGAACAGUCCCAAUGGAACAUGUCCGACUGGCGCAAUUCCGCCGACUUUUGAUAAUCAGAAUGCAACGGGUCAUUUAUAUGUGAAUGACUAUCCGCCAUACUUUCCUUACCACAGCGACUACUCUAUUUACGCAACACCUACCGGAUGGAAGAUUUCUUCUAGAAUGAAUCACUCCUGCAUAGACAUGACCGACGUAAUUGUUCGUGCUGACAACUCAAUGGUUUGCCUAAUGACGUUUCGAACCAGUACCGCGGGAUCAUUUUCCUACAAUAGAUCUCUCGAGUUGUGCAAAUCUAAAGGGGUUGAUGCCUUAUUCGGAGCAGUGUAUCCGGAAGACUUUGAACAGCUUGCAGAAAUUGGAGAGCGUGAGCGUAAUGAAACAGCAAAUCGCAACACAUAUGCCAGAAUAGAUGGAAUUCGAACAAAAGCAUGUCAAUCAACUCCGCGUACACCUUAUUGCAUGUCUCCGAAGGGUUUCACAUUCCUUAGCUCCGUUCCCACUUUCGAACAUUACAAUUGGGUGACCAACUCGUCCGCAAUGGCAACCGCCAAUGAUAAUUGUCUUGUGCUGGUUUUUAAUGGGAACAAUGCAGUGAAAGUGGAUGUUAAAUCAUGCGAAGGCAACUUCAAUCCCCUUCCAGCUCAAUUUUUUGUUUGCUCACGUCCAGCAUGGGAAAACUAAAUUAGGGAUUAUGAUUGAUUUUGCUCUAAUCUGAUGUAUAUAUAUACCGUAUUUUCCUCUAUUAGUCUUGCACCCCUACGGGUCAAUCGAAAAUUAGUCUUGCAUGCAAGACUAAUAGAGGAAAUACGGUAUAUAUAUCACCCCAUUUAUUAUUCACUAAAAAACUUUUUUUUCAUUAAAAAAAUUGUCAAUUAAACCGAUUCGGCACUCAUAAUUGCCAAGUUUUCUUUGGGCAAUAAAUGAGAAAAAAAAACUUUUUACAAAAUUGAUCAAAUUUGCUUAAAAUCUUUGUUUAAUUUUAUUGGGUUUGAUCUUUCAUGCUUCUCUUUCCCGCAUCAUUGGUUUUACAAAGCAGUUGUCACAUAAAAA
This is a messenger RNA of Caenorhabditis elegans, 1756 nucleotides long. RefSeq names its product PAN-3 domain-containing protein (gene clec-171). Bases 497 to 1387 code for a protein of 296 amino acids. The transcript is spliced from 8 exons. Lineage: Eukaryota; Metazoa; Nematoda; Chromadorea; Rhabditida; Rhabditidae. The record is from RefSeq and is marked reviewed.